UUUCUGGGCCGGUGUUGCUCUCCAUCGCCGCAUGACUAACAGCAGUGCGGAGCUCCAUUGGUUCAGGCUCGUGUCAGUCUGAAGUGAUACUAGUGCGGACCCGCUACAAACUCCAGCUACAUCAGUGAGGAGAGAGCAAAGCAGGACGGGAGGAAAAUGUUGCGGGUCUGCAGCGCCGGAACCGGCUGAGCGGCUCAGACUGAUCGAUAACUGUCACUGCACGCAUCGGAAGGAAGACAUUGCUGAGAAACGCGUUAAAUCGAUCGUCUGGACGUCCGAGUUCUCCGUGGUGUGCCCGCCCUCUGUGGUCUCUCCAUGCCUCCUUCUCCUCUAGACGACAGAAUUGUGGUGGCGCUGCCAAGGCCUAUACGACCUCAGGAACUCCGACUCCGCCUGGACACCAGCUACCUGGAAGCCACCGUGGGCACCGUCGGCGAGACGACGGUCAUCAGCAGCACCACCGUGGUGAAGAUCCAGGCGACCAAGCUUUCGUAUAUGCCCUCGUCCAGCGGCUCCACGCGCUCGCUGACGUGUGGAUGCAGCAGUGCCAGCUGUUGCACGGUGACCACCUACGAGAAAGACGGCCAGGUCAGCGCCAGCAGCCCCAACUUGAACUCCGGAGUCGGCUAUGGCGUCCACGGGAGCGCGCCGGUGGGCCACGGCAGCGCGCCCAGCCUCACCUCCAGCCUGAGCAGGGGCGGCAUGCGGGUCAUCCACCCCAACGAGCUGGCCAAGAAGCUGACGCAUUGCCCGCUGGGCCACCCGGUCGGGCCGGUGCCCGUCAUCAUCGACUGUCGGCCCUUCAUGGAGUUUAACAAGAGCCACAUCAGGGGCGCCGUGCACAUCAACUGCUCGGACAAGAUCAGCCGCCGACGGCUGCAGCAGGGCAAAAUCACCGUGCUGGACCUCAUCUCCUGCCGGCAGAGCAAGGACUCCUUCAAAGGGAUUUUUUCCAAAGAGCUGGUGGUGUACGACGAGACCACGGUGGACCCGGGCCGGCUGACGCCCUCUCAGCCCCUGCAUGUGGUUCUGGAGUCGCUGCGGAGGGAAGGAAAGGACCCCAUCGUUCUUAAAGGAGGCCUUUCUGGAUUCCGACAGAACCACGAUGAUCUGUGCGAACACUCUCUUCACCUGGAGGAAGGACAGGACGGCAGUACCGCGAUGGGCCUGUCGGGGGCGCUACCUCAUUCCCUGCCCUCCACACCUGAUAUAGAGAACGCAGAGCUGACGGCCAUCCUCCCCUUCCUGUACCUAGGCAACGAGAGAGACGCUCAAGACCUGGAGCAGAUGCAGCGGAUGGACAUCGGUUUCAUCCUGAACGUCACCACGCACCUGCCGCUCUACCACUACGACCUCGGCCUCUUCAAAUACAAGCGCUUACCCGCUACCGACAGCAACAAACAGAACCUGCGGCAGUACUUUGAGGAGGCGUUUGAGUUCAUAGAAGAGGCGCACCGGGCCGGUCGAGGGCUCCUCAUUCACUGCCAGGCCGGCGUGUCUCGAUCCGCCACCAUAGUCAUCGCCUACCUGAUGAAACACACCUGGAUGACCAUGACGGACGCCUACAAGUUCGUCAAGUCCCGGCGGCCCAUCAUCUCGCCCAACCUCAACUUCAUGGGUCAGCUUUUAGAGUUCGAAGAAGACCUGAACAACGGCAUCACUCCUCGUAUACUCACGCCCAAACUCAUCGGCGUGGAGACUGUCGUAUAGGAUCUGCUUCAGAGAGGAUUUCCACAUGGAAUAUGCUUUCUCGUUGCCAUUUUAGGCAUCCUAACCCUUUCGGACGAGGAUUCGGAGACUUGCAUGAGGAAAACGAACCGUUUUUUGCUAUCCCGUCCUGUCAGUGUUCAGCCAAACACUGUGCUGCGGUCAUUCGAUGGCUCUUGGCCGCUGGUGCUGGCUAAAGCCCUCAGAGGAGUCUGAAAAUGAAGGCUUGUGAGGUGUAUCAAUCUUCUUAUUCUAUUUUUAUACAGGAGAGCGACCACCUGAGGUGGCUUCACUGUGCAAUAAUUUGUGUGUGGAAAGCAACCGGGUGCGUGACGUGUACAUAACGAUAGUGAGACUUUCAGCCCACCCGGUUAGACGCGCAACUUUUGUGUUUUUGUUCCGGCUCUUUUCAUUUAAGUUCAGUUUAGGCACUGAUUUUCUUCAUUAUGACAUUUAAAAACACCUGAAACCAGCUUUAUACAUGUUUGGGCACCCGUUUCACGUUUUCUUUGUAUCACUGACAAUCAGAACAAACCUCAUUUGAAUGUCCUUUCAAAAGAAAUUAUAGCAUGUUUACUACAGGCAUAUGGACAAGAACUAAAGUAUAUUACUCUUAAAUCAUCAUCAAAAUAUAGAUUAAACCAGUUGCUUGAAGACGAGAGUGCGUAAAUGAUGAUUUUAAUAUUUUUGUUGGUUUUUUAAGUCACUGUUGCACAUUCAUAUUUGUACUUCUGCUUCUGUAGGUGUGUGUGUGGGAACACAUGAGAACAGUAUCUAACAUAUAUUAUGCUUGUAUGUAUUUGUGUUUUCGGCUUCGAUGAUCUCGGUUCAACUCUCUCUCUUGUUAAAAUCAGAAACUUGAUGGUUGUGAGUUCAGCUUCUUUGCGCACACGUCAGCCGUCAGUAAGAAUUGUGCCUCUAUCGGUGCCUUAAUUCAUAUUUUGUGACUUUUUUUUUUUGAGUGUGCGACACGGUAACGGCUUUAAACUCUUCUUAAAUUCUCUGUAGUGCAAGGAUGUUUCUGUGAGUUUUAAAUGUGCUAGAAAAGUCAAAAGGUGGAUUUUUAUCAUGGUUAUGUGUUGUUUUGAAUCGGGGCGUUGGACAGUAUACUCUUAUUUCUCAUAAAAGAACUGAAACGCUGUGAAAUAACAAAACUCUGGGCUUGUCUAAAUGUCAAAACGCAAAGUGUAACAACAGUUUCUUAUUCUUCACCGUCAAAAUCAUGGAGUUUUCUAAAUAAUACAUUUUAGUUUGUCAGCUUUACACAAAAAUUGCUUAUUAAUUGCUGCUUUUAGAAGUACAACUAGAAUUGGUACCUUCAACAGUUUCACUGAAAUUGUAUCCUUAUAUUUGUUUAUACAAUAUUUUUUAUAUAUAUAUAUAUAUACAGUAGUGGCCAAUAAUGAUGCCCAGCCUAGGAAAAUUAACCGCUUUAUCCAAAUGUUAUUGCACAUUUGUUAAAGGUUUUGUAAGCUUUGUUGCUUGGAGUCGAUUGUUUUAUUUGUGAUAAUAACACAAUGAAAUUGUGCAGACAUAUUUUUUGCUAAAUGCAAAAACAACAAAAUAUUAAUAACUGAUUAUGUUGUAGUCAAUGUUUGCUUUUCCCUGUGAGCCUUUGGUUUUUCUAUGCAUUUUUUUUUUGCAUAGUAAAUUAGUUUUCCUUUUUUUUUUUGCCAAAUAAUUUUGUCAGAUAUCAAGUUUAGUGUUUUGUUUUUCCCUUAUAUUUAAAAUAUAUAAAUAAAUAUUUUCCUCAUAUUUUGAUAGUUAUCCCCUCCACUGUAAAAAAAAAAAAAAUGUUGUUUCAACUUAAAAAAGUAAGUGUUCAUGCUGCUUUAAAAUGGUAAGUUUAGUCAACUUAAAAUGUGAAAUUGCACUAAGUGACAACUUGGAUAUUUGAGUUGACUAAACAUACAUUUUUAAGGCAGCAUGAAUACUUACUUUUUUAAGUUGAAACAACAAUUUGUUUACAGUUUUGGCCACUACUGUAUAUAUAAUCAUUAAAAAUUUGACAAGCAAGCACUUGACUUAACUUAAAAUAGUUAUAAGACAUCCUCACAAUCAGUGAAUGCAGUCUUUAUUAUUAAUAUUAUUAACAUAAAUAGCUUAAUAAAAGCCCAGCCAGCAUACUUAUUAAUCUCACUCUCUACUGAUCAGGCUAUUAGAAAUAAACAUAGUUAAAUUCAAAGCAGUAGAUUAGACACUGUCAAUAUCUGAAAACAACCUUUUCUUUCUUAGUUCUUCCUGCAGCUUCAGUCUUCUAUAAGUCAACAAGAUAUAUCACUGAAUGAAAAUGUUUGGAUGAGAAAAACCGAAUGCAAAGCACAUUUGUAAUAUGUUAUGCUUUCCUGUAUAUUUACUGCUAAAGGUACAGAUUCUGUUACUUUCAUGUUCAGCUGAUGCAAAAUGUCUUCUUCUGUUCAAAUGCUGGUUUCAUGUCACUCGUGUCUCACUGUGCUUGUACGAGCGUGACCCGGAACAUCUGAAUCCGGCUCAAGGAUUUAAAGGGCAAAACUCUCUGGGUGCGCUCAUCCCAUUUUGCAGCAGCAGACGGUACACAUAUUUGCUAAUGGAUUUCUAUGCAUUGUUUAUAUUUUUGCACUGACUUUGGAAAAAAAAAAAGCUUUUAAUUUUUUUUUUUUAUUUUUUUUUAUUGAUUAUUUUUUCCCACAAAGGUGCUAUGACGCUGGAGGCCUUCCACAAUGUUUUUGCAUGACCUGCUUUGGUAAAGUGUCUUCCUGUAAGCCAAGAGCUCUCUUUAAAUGUCAGAGUUCAAAACACUGUUAUUUUGUAAUGUGGGGUUUGGAAAUAAACGACAAAAAGAAACGA
Ctenopharyngodon idella (grass carp) is the source of this 4533-nucleotide messenger RNA. RefSeq names its product dual specificity phosphatase 10 (gene dusp10). Gene Ontology annotation, biological process: negative regulation of JUN kinase activity; protein dephosphorylation. Gene Ontology annotation, molecular function: protein tyrosine/threonine phosphatase activity; MAP kinase tyrosine/serine/threonine phosphatase activity. The transcript is spliced from 4 exons. Gene Ontology annotation, cellular component: cytoplasm; cytosol. Bases 316 to 1710 code for a protein of 464 amino acids. The record is from RefSeq and is a predicted model, not a curated record. Lineage: Eukaryota; Metazoa; Chordata; Actinopteri; Cypriniformes; Xenocyprididae.